UUACAUGAACGACUGAAUGUGAUUAAUGGAAUUCAAGGCGAUUAUUAUUAUAACGGUCCAAGUAAAACGGAGGUUCAUUUUUCAGCCAUUUCAAAAAAACUUGAUAAAGUCAUUAAUAAUAUCGCCAGCCUCGAGACAAGAAUAUCAAGAAUGUCCGCUGGUGGCAGUGUCAGCAAUGACUAUUCAAUUCGAGAAUUAAAAGAAGAUCUACAACGGAUGGUAGGAAAGAUUGAAUCGUUAGACCAACCCAACGAUAUAAUCAGGACUUCACAAGAAAACGAGAGUCAGAUCAAUCGCACGCCAAUUCAACGUGGAUGA
Acaulospora morrowiae is the source of this 318-nucleotide messenger RNA. Lineage: Eukaryota; Fungi; Glomeromycota; Glomeromycetes; Diversisporales; Acaulosporaceae. The record is from the annotation of a GenBank genome assembly.